Messenger RNA from Racocetra persica, 447 nucleotides. The record is from the annotation of a GenBank genome assembly. NCBI's taxonomy places the organism in Eukaryota, Fungi, Glomeromycota, Glomeromycetes, Diversisporales, Gigasporaceae.
AUAUUGAUGAGUGAUAAAACUGUUGAUACUCAUGUUUGGACACUUGAGCAUAUCAAAAAGGCUGUAGAAAAAGGUCUAAUUGUUAUGUUUAUUGACAGAGAUCCUGCACUUGAUUCUGCAAUUUCAAUUGUUUUUCUUAAAACAUAUUCGGCCUAUUGUAUCUUCCAUAUUAUACAAAACUUAUCUAAAAAUCUAAAAGCAAAGUUAGAUAUUAAUUGGGAUAAUUUUAUCAAGCAAUUUUAUAAAUAUCAUAAUAGUUUAUAUAAACUGCUAUUUAAAGAAAGGUGGAGCAAAUUACUUAACGAUUUCUCAAUAGCAAAGAAUUAUUUCUUAUAUAUAUUGGAUCCAAAAUAUUGUUCAUGGGCUCGAGUUUAUCUUUACAAAAUAUUCAUAACAGAUGUUGAAAGCAUAGCAAGAGUUGAAAGUUAUAAUUGGAUUAUUAAGUAA